GCGGGUGGAAGCAGGAACACAAUUCGUAUGUGUAAGUGAGAACGUUCAGAACGUUGAAAGAGAACCGUGCAGCCAAGCAGAGUACGACUGGGUACAAAGUGGCGGUACACGGGGCAAAAGAAAAGCCAGUAGUGCGCCGUGGACCACCGCACUGGCAUACCGUGGUUCAUUACGAUACUCUUUGUACCAUCAUUUUUCUCGAUCAAACAUUUUCUGGCACAAACGGAAUUACAAUCGUUUACAGUCAAUUGCUAGUGCAAGUGCUAAGUGAAGCAAUAUUCAAAUACAUCAUACAAAAUAUUAUAUAUAGCUAUUAACGACUAAUGAUAAUCGGUUUUAUUAAAUUAUUUAUUUAUCAAUCAAUUUCGUGAUACUUUGAUUUUUUAUUCUGUUUUUUUUUUUUUUUUUCAUUUUUUGUUUAAUUUAAAUAUUUUUCAUUAUUGUUUUAAUUUUAAAUUUUAUUCACAAUAUCAUUCACACUACUGCAGCUGUCAGUCCAAGUUUAGUCUUCCAAAGUCACGUGUUGGAUUGUUCAGGAUACUUAUAGUGGUGAUAUUAUCAUCCAAUUACAUUUUAUGGUUCAUUAUUUUAUAUAAAAAAAAAAAAUCGAAAAACUAUCAUUGAAUCAUAAUUUCUGAGAAAACCAGCAAAACUUCCAUAUAGUUAGGAUAUAGUUCUAGUUAUUGUCGAUUUUAAAAGAAUAAAAUAAAAAUUUUCUUAUUCAAGAUAUUUAAAAAAAUUGACUUAAAUAAAAUUCAAAAUAGCUUCUCCAUUCACCGGCCGCUAAUAACUUUCACGACAUUGCGGCCGGCAAUUUAUUAUACCCGCCAGUAUUUAUGACUUUUAUCAUGUCAUUUUAAAUUGUGAUCUAAGUAAAAUGUGUUGCAAAAAAUAAAAAAAAAAAAAAUCAUACUGAUGAAAAUUUAGAUUUAAAAAAAUUAUAUAUAAAAAUAAAAAAAAUCUAAGCUAGUACACUGGCUAAUUUAUAAGUGGAUUUUAAAGUGCAAGUGUAUUCUCAACACAGUGAUAAUGAACUCGUAUUUCGAACAGAGCGCGGGUGGCUUUUAUGGAAGCCAUCACCAUCAAGCUGGAGCACCAGGUCAACAUCAUGAUCCAACAAGCGCAGUGGCAUACAGAAGCUUUCCUCUUGGCCUUGGUAUGUCACCAUAUGCCUCGAGCCAACACCAUCAUCAUACAUCCAGUGGCUUAGGCAUACAUCCUGGAAGUGGUACAAAUACAAGACCACCACAAGAUUCACCAUACGAUGCAAGUGUUGCAACUGCCUGUAAAUUAUAUUCAUCAACUCCUGAAGCAACUGGCCAUACAACUUCAUCAUAUUCAAGUACAGCAAGUAAAGAUUGCAAACAACAAGAACAAGCAACAGCGGCUGCUGUUGCACAUCAAAAUGGAUAUGCUGCUGUUAUGGCAGCAGCUGCAGUCAAAGACGUUUGGCAAUCAGCAACAUCAGGUACAAAUGGUCAAAGUAAUACAGUUGUACGUCCAUCAGCAUGUACGCCAGAAGGUACAAGAGUUGGAAGUUAUGGUGGUCUUGUAGGUGGUGAUCCAGCAUCAAGUCCUGGUAAUAAUGGCUCCUCAAGGUCUCUCACAUCUUCGUGGAACACCUGCAAUCUCAACUCUACCACUAGCCAACCGGUCGCCACUCAACUACACCAACAACCUAGUGGCAACCAUACCUUCUACCCCUGGAUGGCCAUAGCAGAGACUAGAUUUUAUAAAAGAAAAAAAUUAUUAUUGUGUGUAUUACUUCUUAUCGAAAUACAAGAAUAA
This is a messenger RNA of Aphidius gifuensis, 1788 nucleotides long. Its product is annotated as homeotic protein ultrabithorax-like. NCBI's taxonomy places the organism in Eukaryota, Metazoa, Arthropoda, Insecta, Hymenoptera, Braconidae. The transcript has 2 exons. The record is from RefSeq and is a predicted model, not a curated record. Bases 1030 to 1788 code for a protein of 252 amino acids.